This is a messenger RNA of Penicillium griseofulvum, 432 nucleotides long. RefSeq lists its product as uncharacterized. The record is from RefSeq and is a predicted model, not a curated record. The coding region runs from base 1 to 432 and encodes 143 amino acids. NCBI's taxonomy places the organism in Eukaryota, Fungi, Ascomycota, Eurotiomycetes, Eurotiales, Aspergillaceae. The transcript has a single exon.
AUGGAAAAAUCAACCUCACACAUCUUCAUGAGCAUAAAACCAGAACACAUACAAAACAUAGCCUCAAGAUCCAAAAACCACGAAUACCGCACCUACCUCCUCCCACCAACUAUCACGCACAUCUGGUUCUACACCACCAGCCCUAUCAAACGAAUCGAAUACGUCGCCCGUAUCUCACCCGGUAAAGUCCCAGGCGAAGUCUCUGACGACGGCGGGAUCGGUAAUGCAGAGUUCAAUGCCGGAUUGAAACAAUCCAAGUACGGGUAUGAGAUUCUCGUGCUGUGGAAGUUGAAGAUGUCUGUUAGUUUGGAGAUGGCUCUUGUCGAAGGGUUUUUGAAGGGUGCGCCGCAGAAGUAUUGUUGGGUUUCGUCGGAUUUCUUACAGAGAUUUAGAUUGGAUGGGCAGGAUUUGGUGUUUUCGGUGGAUGGGUGA